Messenger RNA from Durusdinium trenchii, 513 nucleotides. The record is from the annotation of a GenBank genome assembly. NCBI's taxonomy places the organism in Eukaryota, Dinophyceae, Suessiales, Symbiodiniaceae.
AUGAAGAUGCUGAGGCAGAUCCAAAGAGCGCCCGAAAAGAUGGUGCCUCUUUUCAAAAAGAAUCCAGAGGCCUUUAUUAUGGAGGUGAUCAGGACUCAGGGAGGUGGUGGUGCAGGAGUUGGCCCUUGGGUCGUUCAAAAGACAAGGAAUCAUACUUUGGGCACUGGAAAGGUCCUCACAGAGUAUGCUGGAAACUAUGCCAACACCAUUGCCUUGCACGCAAAUUUCGAUCCUUCAGUAUUUGGAGGGCCUGACAGAGACCAAGAGUACGCUAUGAAGUUUAGUCCUGGACGUGAGAACGCCGACCGAAUGUUGAACUUCGUUGCUGAGCUGCGGGAGAUUCGAAAAUGUCCAAAUGUGACGGGCUGUGAGGCAGCACCUCGCUUCUGCCUGGGGACCUUCAUUCUGAACCUUCGUCGCAAUGAGAAAUUGCAAUCAGCUUUAAGACUUGAAGACAAAGGCCAAGCUUCGACAGCCAUGAUGUUGUUUAUUACAAGGCAUCAAUCCAAGUAA